Messenger RNA from Parastagonospora nodorum SN15, 2463 nucleotides. RefSeq lists its product as hypothetical. NCBI's taxonomy places the organism in Eukaryota, Fungi, Ascomycota, Dothideomycetes, Pleosporales, Phaeosphaeriaceae. Bases 1 to 2463 code for a protein of 820 amino acids. The transcript has a single exon. The record is from RefSeq and is a predicted model, not a curated record.
AUGGUCAAAGCCGACCCCACGCGGAACUACUACGCGGACCUCAAGGUGUCUGCGAACGCCACCGAGAACGAGAUCCGGAAAGCAUACCGCGGCCUCGCGCUCCAGUACCACCCCGAUCGCAACCCAGGACGUGAGACUGAGGUGGUAGUCAAGUUCCAGGAAAUCCAGACGGCGCACGAGAUUCUCUGCGAUCAGGCACAGCGAGCAAAGUACGAUGCUGAGCGAAGAAAGUACCGCAACCUCAACAUACCCACGCAUACUCCAAACACCCCUCGAACGAGGCCGCCACCACCACCUCGAAAUGCAUACACUACCUCCACCCCAAGCGGGUCGUAUUACCGCGCUCCUCCCCCCAAGCCAUCGCCACAGGCGCAACGGCCCGGUCCACCACCGCAAUAUGCUUCGUACGCCAGCGGUGCCGACCGCUUCACGAGCAAGAACUUCCGUACGCCACCAACUGCACAGCGGCCAGAAACCCGACAACAGAAGGAUGCAGAGGCACGGGCUAAUGUCUUCACCGCAUGGCAGAAGAUGAAGCAGCCACGAGCCGAAGAAGCUCGCGCACAUAAUGCGAGCGCUCAAGCAAACCAGAACAGUCAAAAUGCCCAGGGCCAGCAGCACAACCCGAAUGGCACACCGUUUGGCCGAAGUGCGAGCACGAGGGUCCCAUCGUCAAGAAAAGGCUUUGACCCAGGUACCCCAGGAGGAGACGAAGGACAGGCACGGUCAGCUUAUAGGAACUACGCGCGACCUGCCCCUACUCCGCCCAGCUCGACAACUCCACCUCACCCGCACCCAUACCCUCCGAUGGGAGACACCCAGACCAACGAAGUGCCAUACAACGAGGGUACUCGCACACGGACGCCGUAUUAUUCUAGCGCAGCAGGAGAGCGGACUUCCAUGUUUGAGGGUCUUGGCCGGUCUGCGAGUGUUCGAAACUCGCCCACAGGAUCAAACCGAGCAAACCCUGGUGCAGAUGCUGGCUCAUUCUCAGAUUCAGGUCGCCGGCAACAGCGGAACUCGUACGCCGGUACUCCAAACAAGCCGUUCCCUCACAUGUAUGCCGACUCGAGCGACGAGGAUUCCGAGGCAGAGGUCUUCGGAGGCACCAACAAGCACAGAGAUCAGCCUCCGCCAAAGAAUACACAGCCUCCACCACCUCCUCCAACAUGGGCUCAGGGUGCAUUUACAACCCCUCAGAAGCAGCAGGCCAAUGGCAUGACAGGAAACAUGCCAAACAGCUUCAAGAGCAGAAGUGAGGAGAGCAUCAAUAUGAAGUUUUCGCCUUCGGACUGGCAUGGCAAGUUCGAAGGCAGUGCUGAUUAUUUUGCGCCUAACGUGCCCAAAGGUUCCACUGCCAAAGGACGCACGUCUCCGACACGAGGCAGACCGCCCCAGCGGAAUGCUACGGGAGCACCGCCAGUGUCGCCAUUCUCGCAACCACAGGCGGCAUAUCAGUCUUACCCCAUACCUCCUCCUCCCCCGGGGCCUCCACCGAAUGUCAACUUCCCGCCUCCGCCCGAUGGUGGAGUUCCUGCGGCGACAUUCAAGGCAGAAGAAUGGUCAAGCUACUUCAAGGAGCCGAGCUGGGUCUACUCAGAGCAGAAGGAGACUUCGCCGCGUCGUGCCUCGGAAGCCACCAAGCGACCGAAAGCAAACCGAAAGGCGUCUAUCGCGCAGGACAAGCGAUCAAAAGCGACAGAAAAGCCCGACCCGUCGCGGCCGAAGAAGUACCAGGCAACUGCCGAUGACGCUGAAAAAGGCGACGCGGACGCAAUGGACAUCGACUCGGCUACGCCACCUGUACCGAACGCUGGAGGCGCGAAUUCAAAUCCACAAGCCGCGACUGCGCCUCCUCCAGGUCCCAGCACAAAUGGUACAGGCCCUCAGCUAAAUGGCACGGCUGCCGCAUCGAGGCCUCCUGCAGCAGGCCUGAACGGCGUGACCACAGCUCUCGUCGAUGAUGACACCUUCGCGGCAACUUCAACUGCGGGCAGCAUGGGUCUCAAUGGCCUAUCUGAUACCCUUCCCUUCCCAUCAGAAUCCUCCAAGUCCCAUCCCACUAAGCCUUCCACCGUGCAGAAGCUCAAGUUUCCCAACAUGCCGCUCGCCCCAGUGCUACCCACAUCUUACGACCAAGUCUUCGUCGACCUCUACUUCAACCGCUUCGAAACAUACUGCAAAGACUACAUGAAGGCAACCGCCGCCAUGACUGCGCACUUCGUUGCCCGCGACGCUGAACUCGCCGGUAGUCUGGAUGAUAGAUUCGCACACCAUCGCGGCGAAAUGACCAACAAGCUGGGCUUCCAGGGCUACAUGAACAGGAUGAAGGAAGACGAACAGGUCCUCGAGACGUGGAUGGUCUAUCAACAGAGCCACAUCAAAGCCAUGGCUACGUGUGAGGAGGUGAGGAAUCGUACCAUGAAGAUGUAUCAGGACAGAGCGAAUGGGAUUGGUGCUUAG